Molecule: messenger RNA, 2985 nt
Organism: Durusdinium trenchii
Lineage: Eukaryota; Dinophyceae; Suessiales; Symbiodiniaceae
Source: the annotation of a GenBank genome assembly
AUGCAACCCGGUACGUAUCUUCAGCAGGAGCGUCAUGGCAAGGUCGUGCAGCUCCUCCAGUUGGCGAGCUCUGAGCGUGAUGUGACACAGCGGGUGAAGCUCCUCUUGCAGUCUCAAGAAUUGCUUCUCAAGGCUGAUACCUAUCCCGAGACGGUUGCCACGUGCUUAGAGUUCUUCCUGAACCUUCAAGCGGAUCCCUCCGCGCCCCUCCGUCGCUUCGCCGCCUACUUCCUCGAGCGCUUGCUGCUGUCCAAGCCGAGCUUGUGCUUGCGCUGCACCUUGGCCAUUGCCGCUCUCCUGGCCGACAGCGACCUCCUGGUCAAGGAAUUGGCACUGAAAGCUGCAGCAGUUCAUCACAGCAGGGCUUUGCAUGCGAUUUCCAAGGAGCAAGAUCCCUCUGAAGGUCAGCAAUUGGCUGAGCAGUUGCGCCGCUUGCAGGAGAAGGCUCGGGUUCUCUUGUACUCGGACCAUCCAGUUCUAUUGGCAGCAGCCUCCGGAUGGGCUCAGAUGGUGAUCCUGUCGCAAACUCCAGCGCCGCUCCUGUGGCAUGUGCAACGGGUGCCGAUGGAGCUGCGGGGUGUGAGUUGCAUCCAAGAUUUACCUUCGCAUGUGACGAGGGGAUCUGCUUUCAUCGACACUGUGGUGCUUCAACAACAAGCAGAACAGCUCUAUGAGCUACUACUGCAGUUGCUGCAGCAAUCCAUUUCGGGGUACAAUGAUGCAGGAAAGGCCAAAGCUCCGUUUCUCAUGCGAGUGCUUGGAUCUGUGGCCAGACAACGCCCUGCCAUGCUGGCACCGGCAGUGGAUAUCUUCAAGAAGAUUCUGCAGCAGCGAAAAGAUGUCCUCGGAGAUCAGAGCUUUGCGGAGGUGCAGAACUUGGUGACGGAGGAGGUCCAGGUGCUCCUGGCGUCACAACUCACCUCCGAGUGGCAUCCGGAGCUCAUGGAGCUACUGGACUCCCUGCAGCGCAAAGGCUCGUUGGAGGACCUGACCACACAAGCCAAGAUCAAGCAGAUUUGCAGCGUCGAGGGUCCCGAAGCGGCCGACUCCGCUCGCGCCCAGAAGCGCGCGCGGAAGGCCGAGCCAAAGCAGGUGUGGACGUCUCCAGGAGAUGCAUUGUCAGCAGAAGCGAUCUACGAUGCAGAUGCGAUCCUCAGCGGAGAAGCUGAAGCCACCUGCAAGCGUCUCGAAGAAUAUUUUGGACUUCCCAGUCAACGGGAGCCUGCGGGUCAUGUACCUGCACCUGCCCUGCUGGCCACACGCAUCAACAGCCAGGCCGAGUUGGCUCGCAUCGCCCUGACCUCUCUGAGUUCCUUGUCGCUGCAGCGGAGCCUCCACCGCGACCGCGCCCACGAGUUCGCCGUCAGCUUCUCGGAGGGCGCGGGACUGGGCGCGGACGCGGCGGAGGAGGCGGAGGCGUCGGCGGACUUCGUGGCGCUGCUGAUGGAGGGCAAGCGAAAGGAGGAGAAGGACGCUCCGACCGCGGCUGAGGAGGAGAAAACCCGAGAUCCGCGAGCUGCGGCUGGGCAAGUGCUGGCAGAGGGGGCUUCGAAACGAGGUGAGGCCAUCAAGACACCGGAAGAAGAGAUUCACUUGCUGGAAAUGGAUGCCAGCAAACUUCAGCUUCCACGUGGGAAGGAUGUCCAGUCCUUAGCCCUUACUCCCGGCGUCUUUUUGUGCGCCAUGCCGGUUUGGAGGGAAGUCUCCGAUUCAGAGGUUGAGGUGGACCUGGAGAAGUUCCUUCUUACUCCUCUACAAGCCGACUAUGUGGGACGCGCAUCCUACUUUAGAGAUGCUGCUGGUUUGGAUGCAUUUCUUCAAACCUUCAAUGGACCCUUGGGCUAUGCUAGCGAUUGCAGCGGGUUGGAUGCGCCCUUAUUUGCCUUGCAGCAGCUUUUGGGGCCAAAGUGCAAGGUGAAGUACUUGUCUAACAGCGAAAUGGAUGCAACAGCUCGGCGCUUCCUCAAUGUGAACCACACGCCACCUAUGCAGACAACUGAAGACAUGUUCCAUCUUCGUUGUGGGCCUUUGAAGAAAAAGGUGGGAAUCUAUGCUGCAGGCUUCCCCUGCACGCCAUACUCCCUUCUGGGUGGGCGACUGUUAUUGGACGAUGCCAACGCAGCUCAGAUGUGGCAAGUUCUCCAUCACAUUCAACAAAUCAAACCUGCCGCAGCGUUGCUCGAGAACGUUGAGGGAUUCAAGUGUGUCAUCGAUACACUUCUGAGCGCGAUCCAAGAGAAGUUGAAACAGUACCAAGCACAUGUUGUGGAUCUUGAUCCGCAAAACUACGGAUGCCCCAUUGCAAGACCCAGGGUGUACAUUAUCCUGGUAAUGAAGUCCUUGUCGCUGGGAGAUUUGGGGGGCUUUGCAAGCACAGUUUGUUCAGCUGUCCAGAAACCAUGUGAUGUGCGUUGGCAAGACCUUUUGUUCCCACGAGACCACUGGUAUGUGCAGAAGAAUUUGAAGAAGUGCCCAGGAGUCCGAAACAAACACGCGGGACAGAAGAAACCGAUGAAACUAUUCAAAUGGCCACAGCUGCACCGUGAUUGGGCCAAAGAGAAACGGGUGAAUAUGAAGAAGGCUGCGAGGUCUUUUGCUUCCACCUUUCCGCACGCGGCGGAUCAAAUCACAUCGAAGCGGGAGUUGCAGGCAGCGGAGCUGGUGUUUGCCCACAAGGGAAAGUUUGAGGCCAUCAAUACGAGUCAAAGCAUCCAUCGGAUGCCUGCUGUUUAUGGGAACUCUCCGCUUAUGACACUGACGCCUGGUGGUACAUACCUCAUCGCGGACCAGCAGCGAUUUCUCACGGGAGCUGAAUGCCUGCUUCUUAUGGGCAUCCGCAUCAAUGAGUUGGAAUUGAACGACUUCUCUUCCAAAGACUUGAUGCGGUUGGGUGGCAACAGCAUGUCCGUCCAUGUGCUGUUCGUUGCCCUUGCAAUCGUGUUGCGGCCCCUGGACCCUGAGAAACUACAAGAAUACUUGGCUUGA